This is a messenger RNA of Symbiodinium necroappetens, 3783 nucleotides long. NCBI's taxonomy places the organism in Eukaryota, Dinophyceae, Suessiales, Symbiodiniaceae. The record is from the annotation of a GenBank genome assembly.
AUGAACAUGCCUUCCUGCUGCAAUGAGUCCUUGUCUAACUCUCUGAAUAUUUCGAUCAUGCUUCUAUCCCCCUUCUUCUUCCGAUGGUCGCUGGAGGUCAUACGGAGAACUUCCUACAAGGGGGCCACGCAGAAAUGCAAGUUCAAGACCCCAGUCGAUUGUGCCACCAUCCCUGGCAUGAUCUUGUGCCUGAGCAGUGUGUUGCAAAACCGUGGACUUACGAACACGUCUGUCCAAAAGGUUUGGAAGGUCUUUGAGACCUUCGACAAGCAGAGCAGCAUGAAUCAAAUGUUGGCUUUGCUUCCGGACCUCCACGUGGAGGCAAAGGAGAACAUGGUUCGAAUCGAGGAUUGGCACGCUGCUCUGCAGAGAUUAGGUUUCGGUGCACUUGUCGAGCUCACGACCAGAUACUUCGGCAACGACAAAAACUUCAUCACGGUCGGGAAAUGCUUGUUCUUGUUGCUGGCAGCACGGCAAAGGCCGACCAUCCGCGACUCUCCCUUAGCACAGACAGUGACCAUGAGACUCUUGCAUCAAUUCUGCCAGCACGUCGAGGUAAGGCUCGAGCGAGAUGGAUCGCCUUUGCUAUCCUCAUGUCCUCACCCGACGAAGUGCUCGACGUACCACCCUUACUUGAAGCACUCCCGCUCUCAGGGGCAUCCUGCUCUGAAAGACAAGUUCCUGGCCCGCUUCGGCGCCAAAUCAGGCGGAUUUGCGACAAGCAAAGACGAGCUUUCGUUACACGAGCUGGGGAUCGUGUCAAGCAAAAGCAGAAUCGCUCAGAGAGCUUGUUCUGAAUGGCUGAUCCGCUACAUGGCCAAGGCCUCGCAGGCCAUGGCAGAUGAUGUGAAGUCUCAGUGCGACCUGAAGACGUUGAACUUCUGCCUGGAUGCUGCCCGGGUAUGCAAACAGCAGGUGCUGACCUUCCAAUUUCGGGUUGGUGAGUGUUCCCAAGCUGCCCUUCUGCAGAUCUUGCCAGACACGGCACCUUGCCGCGAUGCCGAAACCACCCUCAAGGCAUUGGACAUGGCCCUUGAGGGGGGCCUCCCGACGAAGAGCAAGAAACUAGUCAACACGGCCCGACACCUUGUGACGCACAGACAAAGUGCUAAGCAAAUUCUUCACAGCAUCAAGAACGCCAUCGGUGUGUAUAUGCAGGGUUUUUCCUUUGCCGACACUGUUCCAAGUCAGCUCUUGCGGCCGAGAGGCGAGACGUGCAAGAGACUUGAACUGACAAAGGACGAGAAGCAGCUCCUGUCUUUCCCAGAGAACAGGAGGCGGUUUUUCCUCUUCAACACCGAGUCAGGCGAGGUCAGUCUGGACUGCCAGGCGCCGAUGGCAGUGGGUGGGUCGCCCCCUCUCACGCUGUGCUGGGCAGCAGACGAAGGGACGGACCUCUUCGUAGCAUUUCAGUAUGUGGCGAAGCAAGGAUGCUUUUGCAUGUUUUGGCCUGACCUCUUUCACAAGAUCCACAGGAAGCAGGCUGGUGCAAUCGCCAGCUGCAGCGAGAGCCGCCUGUUGCUCAGCAAGCUGACGAAGCUUUUCCGGUCCUCAAGGGCACCAUGGGACUCGGCCAAGUUUGGCAAACAAAGGCUAGAGACCAGGCUACGCCUGAUCCAAGAGCUUGAAAAUCGCGAUGCAAGCAGCAAUGCUUUGGAUGCUUGCUGCUGUGGCAUGGCGAGGGACUUGGGCAUCCCAGUCUCCGAAAUGUCUCCACGACGGGCAUUGCAGGAGCUCAAGAAAUGUGCAGGCACGUGGAGUUUGCGACUGUUGGAGUCCUUGUUUGGUUGGUGGGAGCAGGGCAUCAACCCGUACGAUCUUCUGGGCUCCUCCUCGGCUCUGGAGUCUGCAGAUGAUGAGAAAGGCCAACAGAGCUACUCCAUCCGUGCCUUGUACUGGGAGGUCCUUUCCGACUCCACCAACCAGGCCAUCGGUCUCGCUUCCGGCGAGACUGUGAGGGGCCUGAUCAGGAAGACCAUCGCCGACUGCACUUCUCCCAAGGCUCUGAUCUACUGCAACUGUGCCCACGCGGCAGUGGAUGAAACGGCACAAGAGGUCCUCACCUUCUUGUAUGACUGCCUCGUGCGGUCUGUGCUCUGCCUCGAGAAGAGACACUGGCCUGGUGUGUUGGAGCACAUGAGAGAAGAAUGGAAGUUCAUUCUGUUCUUGGAUGGCUUCAGCAGCACUUCCCAGGCCCGCCGCCUCUUCACCUUCACCGAGAUGCAGUGUUUCCGCGAGCUUUUCACAGAGGCCGAGUCAAUCGACUUUGAUGCGAGUCACGUGGACUCCGAACGUGUGCGAGCCUUGGCCGCGAGACUGGCAGGCUCUGACACGAAGGCCCUGUUGUCGUCGCUGCCGAACGAACUUAUGUUUAACGAUUUGCGAGAUGCUCAGCGGCGGCAUGCCAAGCACGAGAUGGCCAAGCUUGUUCACCUGGCGGCCGUCAGCAUUCGAUCCAGUGGACACAGGUCACCUUUGCAUGCAGUUGAGGUCGACAAUGCAGACUGGAACAGCCACGACCAGGCAAAAGUGCUCAGAUCCAAUAUCCUUCAAGCUGCUCGCGAACGCGACAAAAAUCUCGGAGUACCGUUGCAGGAGCUGAUCUGCGAGAAGAACCUCAGCUAUGUCACGAAGCCCCACAUCUAUUGCCAGAGGCUCAGGCUCUUCCAGAACCUCAAACGCAAGUUUUUUGCCGGUGAUGGCCAUGCCAUCGAUAUGGACAAAAUCCUUCGAGAGGUUUGGCCUUCGAACACGCUGACGCCGGGAUGUCUGUGGCAGCAGGAGAGCUUCAACAAUGAGGCUGUGGUGGUUGUGUUGUCUGGAGGUCCUCAUGCCGUCCGCUACAUGCAGCUGAAGCUCGUCGAGGUGCCAGGCUAUGACGAGCUGUACGGCUUCGAUGAUGGCAAGCUGCAGGUGCACGAGACGCUGGACUUCCACAUGUGCUUCGGCAAGCUCUCUAUGCCGCAGCCGGUGGCAUCGGAGGAGCAUGGCUUACUGGUGAGACCUCUGGAAUGGUAUUCCCCUGGAGAGUUCAUGUGCCGUCACACCAUCAGCCAGGUGCGAGCAGGUGUGUUGACGGAGUAUGGCAACACUUUGAAAUUGAACCUCGCCAAAGUCAACCAGAGAAGCCGUGUGGAGCAGAUCAUGCGCCAUCACCAGAUGCCCGAGGAGCCGGAUGACGAUGCCGCUGGCGAUGUUUCGGAUGACGAGGCCGAGGAAGCUGAGCUUUACGAGGCCAUGAACUACAACAUCGAGGAGGAUGACGAUGCUGAUGCUGCACAAGAGGGCGGCGAGCCUGAUGCAGGCCAGCAGGACAGCAGGCCACCCGAUGAUACGCGAGCACCCCAGCAUGACGAGCAACCGGCCAGUGCUGAUGUGCCCAUGGGACAUGCUGUGCCAGAUGACAGACAGGAGAGAAGAGAUGGUGGUACCCACGAUCGCAAGGAGCCGCACCGCUACGAUUUGCCACAGCACAAGUUGGUGAAGAUUCUUCCCGAUGGGCUGAAAUAUGGCAACAAACGUUCCCGUGCCUUUUCGUUUGUUCCUGCAGCUGCGAAUCCGUACAGCCGUGGUGUGACACGUUCUUUUCAGCAAGCUUGCCUGGCGGCCACGACGUGGAGUUUUCAGUGGUUUAAUGCUCUGCCUGAAGAGAAGCAGCUUCAGGUGCGAGAAAAAUUCCCUCCAGUCAGCCUGCCACAAGAGACGGGCGAAAACAAGAGAGAGGCCGAGGAAGAGCCGGCCUCCAGUUCUGCCAAGGCCGAGGGCCGACUGAAAGCGGACUGA